AUGGCUGCCAGAAGAGGGAUUCCGACUGAGAAGAAAAGUUCACUGUCAGAAGAAGAGCAGAUCAAUAAUAUCAUGGACAAGCUUUUCGUCCUGUUUGGAGUGGAAAUCCUUAAGAAAAUACCUGGUCGAGUUUCCACAGAUGUGGAUGCCCGAUGGCUAUCCCAGCAGUACCAGAGAGCAGUUCUAUAUAUUUUUGUGCUGCUGUUUGUGAUCCUGACAUCCUUUUGUUUGCACAGGCUAUCUUUCGAUAAAGAUGGAAUGGUGAAGCGUGCAAAGCGCCUUAUAGCUCUCUACAAGGAAGCUGGAAUUGAUAAAGAGAGGAUCCUGAUCAAGCUUUCUUCAACAUGGGAGGGAAUCCAAGCUGGCAAGAUUCUUGAGGAAGAAUAUGGCAUUCACUGCAACAUGACCCUGCUGUUCUCCUUUGCCCAGGCAGUGGCAUGUGCUGAGGCUGGCGUUACACUCUUUUCUCCAUUCGUGGGUAGGAUAUUGGACUGGCAUGUAGCAAACUCUGAUAAGAAGAGCUACGAGCCUUCAGAAGAUCCAGGUGUAAAAAGCGUUGCCAAAAUCUACAACUACUACAAAAAAUUUGGCUACAAAACCAUUGUGAUGGGGGCAUCCUUUAGGAACACCGGCGAAAUCAAAGCUCUGACUGGAUGUGAUUAUCUCACCAUCUCCCCCAAACUGCUCGGUGAGCUGGCCAAAGACAGCAGCAAACUCACCCCAGUGCUUACAGUCAAAGAGGCCCAGGCAAGUAACCUAGAGAAAGUGCACUUGGAGGAAAAAGAUUUCCGGUGGCUGCAUAACGAAGACCAAAUGGCAGUGGAGAAACUGUCCGAUGGGAUCAGGAAAUUUGCCAUUGAUGCUGUUAAGUUGGAGAAGAUGUUAAAGGAACGCCUCUGCAGUGCAGAAAAUGGGAAAUAAGGUGAUUCCACUCUGUUUUGUACCCAAUACUGAUGUCCAGAUCAUUCCUCACCUUUACCGACCAGUCCUCCAUUGGAGCCCUAUUUUUGCUCACUGGCUUUAAUGUUUUUAUCUACAAUAUGAAAAUAUUCAAUCUAAACCCUGUUACUGUACAUUUUUCUUUUUGUACAUGUUCUUUUGAUGCACUGAAUAAAGCCAGCGCUUACUAAAAAGAA
Xenopus tropicalis (tropical clawed frog) is the source of this 1136-nucleotide messenger RNA. RefSeq names its product transaldolase. The coding region runs from base 1 to 921 and encodes 306 amino acids. Gene Ontology annotation, biological process: pentose-phosphate shunt; carbohydrate metabolic process. Gene Ontology annotation, molecular function: transaldolase activity. Gene Ontology annotation, cellular component: cytoplasm. The transcript has 7 exons. Lineage: Eukaryota; Metazoa; Chordata; Amphibia; Anura; Pipidae. The record is from RefSeq and is a predicted model, not a curated record.